CGCCUAUUUUUUCUUUGCCUCAGAACAAAUGUCGGAACAUCAAAAUUAGCUAUUGCUAUAUAGCACCCUCUCUAUAUCGUGUUCCCUUAUUUUAAACUCAUUCCUAAACUCUCUCUCUAUCUUUCUUUCUCUCUUUUCUAUUUUUAUUUCUCUUUUUCAUAUUAUUUUUGGGGUAGUACUAUAAGAAAAUUUAUCAAAAGUAGCAGUAGUUAUAUUUGGUUGACACAUAUAUAUUCAACAUGGGAGGUUGUGCAACAAAGCCAAAGGUUUUGAAUCCCGACGCGGCGGCCGAUGCACCCGCACCUAUUCCUGAGCCAGCGACUAAGGAAGUAGCCGUGGCUGCACCCGCCGCUGCAGGCCCCGGCUCGGCUGAGGAGACGAAGGAGAAGGAGGUGGUGGUGGCUGAAGCUCAUCACGAUGAGGAGAAGAAGGUUGAAGGAGAUGAUACUAUCAAGGAGAUUGUUGAUGAUGACAAGGCUAGCGAUGAACAAGAACAAGGAAUUAAGCGCCGCUCUCUCAGUAACUUGUUCAAACAGAAUACAGAUGGGAAGGAGUCAACAGAAAAUGAUCAGAAAUCCCCAUUAGAGACUGAAAAAACUACUGAGGAAUCUGAAACUAAAACCCCCAAGGCUGAGGAGCCUGAGGCUAAUAAGGUUGAUACUUUAGCAAAGGUUGAAACGACAGACAAAGUGAUAGAAGCUGCCCCAGUUACUGUAGAGACAGAAAACAAGGCAAUAUCACCUGAGGAGGAAAAAGCAGAGAAAAGUGCCCAAGUAGAAACAUCUGUGGAAAAAGUUACGGAGAGAGUUGAGGAAACCGCUGAGACAAAUGGCCAAGCUUUGAUAUCUGAAGAAAAGGUAGAAAAUGUGAAGGAAAGUGAGGAGAAAAAUGUCAAGGAAAUACCUGAGGAAAAGGCUGCAGAUGUGAAGAAAGACGAUGUUGAUAAAGAGAAGAAGGAAAAGAAAGAGUUACCUGUAGAACAUAAAACAGAGGUGAAGGAAAGUGUUGAAGAAACUACUAAAGUGUGAAAAUUAAAGGCUUCUUAAAAAUUAUACUAAAAUAUGAGGAAGAAAGACAUGUCAUUUUGCAUGUUGUUCUACUGGAGAAGGUUUGCCUAUUAUUGAGGUGCUUAAGAUAAAUCUUGUAAUCUUUUUUCUUUUUUUUUUUUUUUUAGA
This is a messenger RNA of Humulus lupulus (European hop), 1175 nucleotides long. RefSeq names its product eukaryotic translation initiation factor 5B-like. The coding region runs from base 240 to 1028 and encodes 262 amino acids. NCBI's taxonomy places the organism in Eukaryota, Viridiplantae, Streptophyta, Magnoliopsida, Rosales, Cannabaceae. The transcript has 2 exons. The record is from RefSeq and is a predicted model, not a curated record.